Messenger RNA from Diospyros lotus (date-plum), 1339 nucleotides. Its product is annotated as photosystem I chlorophyll a/b-binding protein 6, chloroplastic. Lineage: Eukaryota; Viridiplantae; Streptophyta; Magnoliopsida; Ericales; Ebenaceae. The transcript has 5 exons. Gene Ontology annotation, biological process: response to light stimulus; photosynthesis, light harvesting in photosystem I. The record is from RefSeq and is a predicted model, not a curated record. Gene Ontology annotation, cellular component: membrane. Bases 222 to 1004 code for a protein of 260 amino acids.
GGUACACCCAACCCGCCAUUGGUAUUGGGCCACGUCAUGCAAUAGGAUUCAUUCCGCUAUCUCCUCUCCCUGUUGCCGAUAAGCCCUCCCUCUUGACUCUGGGUAUCUGUUUGCUGCUUGCUUGCGCGAAGAGCUACACCCGCCGGCGUUCCUAAUAAGUUUUGUACCCGAAACUCCCACGUCGACCCGCGCCGCGCAAUAUCUCUGUUCUGUCAUUAGUUAUGGCUGCAGUUGCCCUUGCCUCCACUCUUUCAAGUCUCCCUGCAACCAGAAAAUAUAAAGCUUUAGGUGGAAAGAAAUCAACAGCUCUUACUGCAGCAGCGAGGAAGUUAAAUGCAGCGAAAGGGGGUGUGUCAAGUGUUUGUGAACCCCUUCCUCCGGAUAGGCCAUUGUGGUUCCCUGGUAGUGCACCUCCCCAGUGGCUGGAUGGCAGUCUUCCUGGAGAUUUUGGCUUUGAUCCACUUGGAUUAGGGUCGGACCCAGAGUUACUUAAAUGGUUUGCGCAAGCUGAGCUAAUGCACAGUAGAUGGGCAAUGCUGGGUGUGGCUGGAAUCCUUAUCCCAGAAUGGCUGGAAAGCCUGGGUUUGAUUGACAACUUCUCUUGGUAUGAUGCGGGUUCUCGGGAGUACUUUGCGGACCCAACAACUUUGUUUGUGGUGCAAAUAGCGUUGAUGGGUUGGGUAGAAGGGCGAAGAUGGGCUGAUAUGAUCAAGCCAGGAUGUGUGGACAUCGAGCCCACUUACCCUAAUAAGGAGAAGCCUAAGCCUGACGUUGGUUACCCAGGUGGGAUAUGGUUUGAUCCACUCAUGUGGGGCCGGGGAUCUCCCGAGCCCGUCAUGGUUUUGAGGACCAAAGAGAUCAAGAAUGGCCGACUUGCUAUGCUAGCUUUCCUGGGCUUUUGCUUCCAAGCCAUUUAUACUGGCCAAGGCCCCAUUGACAACUUGAUGGCUCACAUUGCAGAUCCCGGCCACUGCAAUGUCUUCUCGGCUUUCACAUCACAGUAAUGUUGUGAACUAGAGUAAUUAAAGCAACGCGAUAUCAGACACUUGGAAAACGUACGGCAGGAAGGGGCCCAGAGCCGAUCCAUGCAGGACAAUGAACUCUCUUUGACUUGGUUGAUCGAAUCAAGCAAAUAUGGUCGAUUACCUCUAAACCAACAACACACACACACUCUCUCUCUCUCCUACGCUAUUUUGACUUCUUUUUCUUUUUCUGUGUGUGCAUUAGUCAACCUCCUUUGUUUGAUAGAUUUAUCAUUUAUGUUGCCGUGAAAUUAUAAUUUGCACAAUUCUGAAAAAGAAGAAUAAUUUGUCUCAUAAUCAUAAAAUUUUAUUUUUUA